Messenger RNA from Morchella importuna, 2418 nucleotides. RefSeq lists its product as uncharacterized. The transcript has a single exon. The coding region runs from base 1 to 2418 and encodes 805 amino acids. Lineage: Eukaryota; Fungi; Ascomycota; Pezizomycetes; Pezizales; Morchellaceae. The record is from RefSeq and is a predicted model, not a curated record.
AUGCCAUCGCCUCCAUCAGUCAGCCAACUCCUGGGUAUUAACCCUUUCCCUGCAGAAGCCCCGCCGAUCCCACCCCCCGGCGAUUCCCGAGAACCAAUGUACCCUUCCCCCCCUCAUCAUCCUUCUCUACCCGCAUCAGAAAUCGAGCUCCUAGCACGACUCGACCAGAAGCGAAGGGAAAUUGAGGCGGAAAUUGAGGCGUUCAAGGCGGCAAAGGAGGAGGAGUACAGGCAACUGGAGAGGUGGCUGAGAGCAGAGCAGAAACAACUACAGAGCACGAAUGGCGGGGAUGCGACGACACAUGCUGCCGCGGCGGCAGUAACAACUAUAGCAUCGUUCUCUGGUAACGAUAAAGGAUUCACCCGUGAUGAGGAACAAGUCGGACGCACUUCUGGAACUGUUGGCACUGGCACUGGGUGUCAGAUCCCGCUAGACCUCGGCGGUUCGAAGCUCAACGACACGCUGAAGCUCGAGCUCCCUGACAACCGGAAGCAGCCAGGUCUGAACGGAAACAGCGCUGACAGCAGUGCUACCACCUCCCCGCCAUUUGAAAAGGAACUGCAAGCCGCGGGCCUCUUCACUCCUAGAUACCUCCCACUGCUUGAUAACAACUUCUUUCGACAGAGCCCUCCGCAGGAUAGCCCGACUUCGCUACCACAACCUGUCAUGCCGAAGCUUGCAACUAUCCCAGGUCCGCCGUCGAGGACAGGAAACACAUCGCCGGCAUACCCCCUCGCUUCGUCGCUAAAGAGUUCUUCUGGAAGUUCAACGGGUACGCUCAACAAGUUGAAGCAAAAAUCGCCGAAGCGGGUUACGUUCCUGUUCGAGGACGAGAACUCGGUUCCUUCGCGCAGUAGCCCACCACCGUCUACGAAGGUCCACUGGACUUUGGAGGAAGACUAUCCGUUUGAUGAUGAGGAUGGCUUCGUGGAAUAUGAGGGAGAAGAUGUUGAGGAAGUAGACCAGGAAGAAUUUGAAGAGACAGCUGGCAAAGUAGAGCAGGUGGAGAAUGUCACAGAGUAUGUAGGCGAGAGGUCUACAGGUGAUGAGCUGGUUGUGCCCACGAAACUCGACAAUAGUGCACCUAUCGUCCAGGGUGGAGAUGCAUUCAGUGGACUGGGUAUCAAAAAUGUGUCCGGCGGGCUGGAUACGACGAAUGGGAACAAGCCAACAGCGCCAGGAUUCGACUCAGAAGAUGAUGAAGUUAAUGGGGCCGGUGAUGAUGACGAUGAAGAAGCUCUCUUUGAUCUGGACGAGACAAUACCAGAAGUUGUGGAUAACUCCCCGCCACAGCGAGAUUACUCGGCACUAUUAGAUACUGCGCUACCACAAACGAACGAUCGCCUUACGGCAUCGAAAUUCCCUAUGCUCCCAUCGUUUACACCAACAUUCCCUUCAGUCCCUGCGUCCGCUUCAGAUCCAAUCCUGACUUUUGGAAAAUCGCCUGGUCCCCGUCUUGGGCUCCCUAGAGCGGGAUCGGGAGGGGCUCGUAGGGGUUCCCUAAGCUCCUCUCUAUCUCUAUCGCCGUUCCUUAGCCAACAAAAAGAAGUACAGGCAAUUGCCUCAUCGCUGCCAACCUUUGGGUGGAACGGCGGCAUGGGUAUUGAGCCGCCUAAAAGCGGAUUCGUCCCCACACCCGGUGGACGGUUUAGAAGAAGGAGCAUCGUAAAAUACGACCUCCCCGAAGAUGAUACCCACUCUCUCAAAGGGAAAGGCAAAGACUCACGGACUGCCAUUGACGAAGAAGAAGAGGAAGACGAAGACGACACCCUUCUAUUAAGCCGUAGCCCGAACGCAACAAGCCUGCCAAUGUCAAUAAGCCGUCAUAGCCCCGCCGCAUUCGUAGCCAAGUCCUCAUCCUCAACACGUAGCCCCAAGCUCCCCGUCAUCCAGAACGACCACCAGAACUCACUUCCAAUCGCUGGGUCCCGCUCAUCGCCAAAGCCCGGUCGAUCCCCAUUAUCAGGAGCAGCACAAGUACACUCUACCCCAAUGCGCAAGGUAGACUCCGCAGACCUUCUAGCAGCGACGCCGACCUCAUUCUCGGCGCCAGAGGAGCAAGGCUCGUCGGAAAAGAGCGAUUCAGUGGCUAGCUACCGCCGCAGCUCAUUGUUCCCAUCGGCCUACGACUGCACGCCGUAUCGGACUGCAUAUGCUGCUGAGGUAGCGGCCGCGGCCGCACUCGACGACGACGAGGACUACGGCGGCGCGUUGGAGAGCGUGGUAGGCGGCGUUGACGGAAGGACGGGGCUGGACCCAGACGUGAGCAGUUUCUCGUACCGGCCGGGCGUGGGGGUGAGGGCCAGAAGGGGCAGUGAGGGCGGCGGAUUGGGAAUUGAGGCGAUGGAUCCGGGGCAGAUGAGCUUUGGAAUGAGGAUGGCGUUCGAGAACGUGCACAAGGAAAGGGGCGGUAGAUAG